AUGGAGAAAUGGAAUCACACUUCAAGUGACUUCAUUCUGUUGGGGUUGUUGCCUCCAAACCAAAUAGGGCUCCUUCUCUUGUUCCUCAUCAUCCUUCUGUUCUCUUUUACUUUGUUUGGUAACUCAGGAAUGAUUUACCUCAUAUGUAUGGAUCCCCGGCUCCACACCCCCAUGUACUUUCUCCUCAGCCAACUUUCUCUCAUGGACUUAAUGUCUAUCACAACCAUUGUCCCCAAGAUGGCAUUCAACUUCCUCUCUGGCCAAAAGAGCAUCUCCUUCCUUGGAUGUGGGGUGCAAAGCUUCCUCUUUGUGACUAUGGCAAGUGCUGAAGGCUUACUACUAUCCUCGAUGGCCUAUGAUCGCCUGGUGGCCAUCUGCCACCCCCUCCACUAUCCCAUCCGCAUGAGUAAAAGGAUGUGUGGGAAGAUGAUCAUGGGAUCAUGGAUACUGGGCUCUCUCCACUCCUUGGCACACACAGCAUAUGCCCUUCAUCUUCCUUACUGCAGAUCUAGGGCCAUCAACCAUUUCCUCUGUGACAUUCCAGCAAUGGUACCUCUGGCCUGUGUUGAUACUUGGGUGUAUGAGUACAUGAUUUUUGUGAGUACUUGCCUGUUCCUCCUCUUUCCUUUCCUUGGUAUCACUGCUUCCUAUGGACAUGUGCUUUAUACAGUCUUUCAUAUGCGCUCACAAGAGGGAAGGAAAAAGGCCUACACCACAUGUUCGACACAUUUAACUGUGGUAACAUUUUACUAUGCCCCUUUUUUCUUCACUUAUUUUCAACCUUCUCAUCUUCGCUCUGCUACUGGGGAUAAGAUUCUGGCUGUGUUCUACACCAUUCUCACCCCUAUGCUCAACCCCAUCAUCUACAGCCUGAGGAAUAAAGAAGUACUGAGGGCUAUCUCAAGAGUUUUUGGCAUGUAUAGUAAUCAAAACAGCUUGUUUCCUAACUGCUAUACUCUCAUGAACAAUGCUGGUUAUAUUGAGUUUCCCUAUAUUACAAGUCUUCCCACUGAAAAUUUUCAUAACUUGAUCUGUAGAUCAGCAAAAUCAAAUGAGAGGAAAGAAAACUUAGUCUCUACUGACUUGGACAUGGGAGAUCAAUUACGUUCUUAUAACUUGAGAAACUUCUACUUAGGAAUGAAAAUAGGUGUCAGUGGCCAUCAUCCAAACACCUUUAUAGUUCUCUGGAUUCUAGUCCAAGUGGAAAUUAAUCUAAAUGAAGACCGGCUCUUCCUUCAACAAGAUUCAGCAAUGGAAGAUGAAGAAACAGAAGACCCUUUGUGUGAAAAAGAUUUGCUAUUGGAAACGUACCACUUUCAAGACUACUGCGAUCUUCUUCCUGAUGAUACUUGA
Messenger RNA from Dipodomys spectabilis (banner-tailed kangaroo rat), 1353 nucleotides. RefSeq names its product olfactory receptor 2L13-like. Gene Ontology annotation, cellular component: membrane. Gene Ontology annotation, molecular function: G protein-coupled receptor activity; olfactory receptor activity. Gene Ontology annotation, biological process: G protein-coupled receptor signaling pathway. The record is from RefSeq and is a predicted model, not a curated record. The transcript is spliced from 4 exons. Bases 1 to 1353 code for a protein of 450 amino acids. Lineage: Eukaryota; Metazoa; Chordata; Mammalia; Rodentia; Heteromyidae.